This is a messenger RNA of Ictalurus furcatus (blue catfish), 2692 nucleotides long. It is a transcript of the gene mtnr1ab, whose product is annotated as melatonin receptor 1A b. NCBI's taxonomy places the organism in Eukaryota, Metazoa, Chordata, Actinopteri, Siluriformes, Ictaluridae. The coding region runs from base 1637 to 2692 and encodes 351 amino acids. Gene Ontology annotation, cellular component: membrane. Gene Ontology annotation, molecular function: melatonin receptor activity. The transcript is spliced from 3 exons. The record is from RefSeq and is a predicted model, not a curated record. Gene Ontology annotation, biological process: G protein-coupled receptor signaling pathway.
UUAAUAUUUUAUCUUUAUUAUGAACCUGUAGAACAAUUUAUUACAUAAUGUUAGUUGCAUUAACAGCAGGGGUAGAAAAAGUACUAAGAAAUUAUAUUUAUGUGAAAGUUGAGAUGACUUAUCAAAAUCUUUCUUAGUUAAAAGUGGAAGUAUCCAGCCAAAAAUCAACUUAAUUGAAAGUCAGUUAAAAGGAAAAAAGAAAAUUAAAUGGGGCACUUAGUGGUUAGCACGUUCGCCUCACACCUCCAGGGUCAGGGGUUCGAUUCCCUCCGUGGAUUUGAGUUUGCGUGUUCUCCCCGUGCUGCGGGGGUUUCCUCUGGGUACUCCGGUUUCCUCCUCCAGUCCAAAGACAUGCAUGGUAGGCUGAUUGGCAUGUCCAAAGUGUCCGUAGUGUAUGAAUGGGUGUGUGAAUGUGUAUGUGAGUUUUACCCUGCAAUGGACUGGCACCCUGUCCAGGGUGUACCCUGCCUUGUGCCCGAUGCUUCCUGGGAUAGGCUCCAGGUUCCCCUGUGACCCCGAAGAGGAUAAGCGGUAUAGAAGAUCGAUGGAUGAAGAAAAUUAAAUAUGCACAUGGAUUCCUGAGCCCAGGAUACUGAUGAAGAAGAGACCUUUGAGGUUUGACCGAUGCCUAGUAGUGCUGACACAGCGAGGUACGAGGUCCCUUUCCAGAACCUUCAAACUGACCCUCCUUUUGCAGUGAAAUGAACUUCCAACCUCAAUCCGGACAGCAGAAUCUGUCACUAUCUUCAAAAAAAAUGGCUAAAACCCCACCUCUUCUAACCCCUAACUUGUCUCCUUGUCAAAAAAAUAAAAAUAAAACCUGCACCUACUCUGGCUCUUACACCUCUACUCUGUGUACCUUGCUCCUCUGGCACUCAAUUAAAAACAAUCUUGUAUGGUAGCACUACUUGUAUUGUUCUCUGCUUGAUACAUUGCUCUGGUGGUAUUUAAUUAUAAUCUGCUAAAUGAAUAAAUGUAAAUGAUUGGAAUGAGUACUUUGAUUGUAUAGGCCUAAGUAAAAUAUAAACCACACAAAUCAAUACUUAAGUGUAGUAACAAAGUACAGCUUACUUUUUUUUUAACAUACUGUAGCACACAGUUCAAAAACUUAUUUAUCAUACUUUACCUCAUGGCCAACAUUACCUGAAUCCACCCCAUAUAUUUCCACUAAAGCCAUUCUAGUUACAUUGCUUGAAUGAAUUUCAUUUUACAUGAAAUAAAUCAUGAAUGGGCACCAAAACGUGCCCAUUCAUGAGUGAGCGCGUGCGGAGGUGAAUGACCCUUAUACAUGAAUGAGGUUGUGCGUCAGGGAACAAAAAUAAAUAAAUAAACCUAAAUAUAUAUAUUUUUUGAAUGUUCUGUUCUCUUCCACGGCGGGGCAGCGUUUCUACACAUUGACAGAGUCACGGCAUUAAGAGAGAAUUGAACUCGCCGCCCGAAUUAUCAAAUGCGAAUUCUCUCCAAAGCUAUAAAAAAGUGCGCGCGCGCGCACGUGCUGCCUCGCGACUGACGCGCCGCACGCGACGAGGCUUAUUCCCGGUCUUUUUACGCAACCCAAAGUAUAGACUACUCGAAAAGUUUUGCAAUGUCGCGAACACCUGUGAGUGAUGCCGAGGACUGAAAAGUGUGGUUUAAAAUGAACACAAAUGGCAGCAUAUUAUCGAACAUUUCCUCGCUGCCCCCUCACGAGCUCACACUCAGCCGUCCUCCGUGGCUUUCCUGCACUCUGGGGAGCGUGCUCAUCUUCACCAUCGUGGUCGACAUACUGGGCAACCUGCUGGUUAUUAUCUCCGUGUACAGGAAUAAGAAGCUCAGAAACGCAGGGAACAUAUUUGUGGUGAGCCUGGCAGUAGCAGACCUAGUGGUGGCAGUUUAUCCCUACCCACUGGUGCUGAUGUCUAUUUUCAACAAUGGAUGGAACCUGGGCUUUGUACAUUGCCAAAUCAGUGGCUUUCUGAUGGGAUUAAGUGUCAUUGGGUCCAUAUUUAACAUCACUGGCAUUGCUAUAAACCGGUACUGUUACAUUUGUCACAGCCUCAAGUAUGACAAGCUCUACAGUGACAAAAACUCCCUGUGUUAUGUGAUCCUAAUCUGGAUCCUGACCGUUGUCGCUAUAGUGCCGAACUUCUUCGUGGGCUCGCUGCAGUAUGACCCCCGGGUGUACUCAUGCACGUUCGCGCAGUCAGCCAGUUCAGCCUAUACCAUUGCCGUGGUCUUCUUCCACUUCAUCCUUCCCAUAUUGGUCGUCACAUAUUGCUACCUGAGGAUCUGGAUUCUGGUCAUACAAGUGCGAAGACGCGUCAAGCCCGAUUUCCGAACCAAGCUUACGCCACAUACCGUGAGGAAUUUUGUCACCAUGUUUGUAGUGUUCGUGCUUUUUGCCAUAUGCUGGGCACCGCUCAACUUUAUCGGCCUGGCUGUUGCUGUGAACCCUGAGCGGGUAGCGCCUCUCAUCCCGGAGUGGCUCUUUGUAUUCAGUUAUUUCAUGGCCUACUUUAACAGCUGCCUUAAUGCCAUUGUCUAUGGACUGCUCAAUCAGAACUUUAGACAGGAGUACAAAAAAAUCAUCAUCUCAUUUUGCACUGCUAGGAUGUUCUACGCAGACAGCUCUAACAAUGCUGUUGACAGGAUAAAAAGCAAGCCGUCAGCUUUAAUGUCAAACAACAACCAAGUCAAAGUUGACUCAGUGUAA